GGAUCUGUGUGACAGUUGUACGCUUGGAAUCACGCGGGAUAACAUCGACUGCACGCGCUCGAAGAGGAAAGGACAACCAGCCAUAUCGGGAGUUUCUGGAAUUUCUUAAAAAAGUUUUGGAAUUUUCUAUCUGAUUUUAAGUAGUCCGAUAUUCUCGACAUGGAGGGACUAUGGUGUUUAGUAGUGUUAAUUGUGUACUGUUGGCUACCGGCCGGACACGGACAUGGACGACUUAUAGAACCUCCAAUGCGAUCGGCAGCUUGGCGGUACGGAUUCACAACUCCGAAAAAUUACAACGACAACGAGUUAAAUUGUGGAGGAUUUCCGAACAUGAUGCGGCAAGGUGGUCGAUGUGGGCCUUGUGGCGACCCCUGGCAGGGUCCUCGCGACAACGAGGCUGGCGGGAAAUACUCCACCGGAGUUAUCACGAGACAGUACGCUUCCGGUCAGACUAUCAACGUCACCGUCCAGCUGACCAGUAAUCAUAAAGGCUAUUUCGAGUUUCGAUUAUGUCCGAACAAUAACGGCCAGCUCCGAGUGACACAGCAGUGUUUUGACCAAUACCUAUUGAGGAUCGUCGGGCUGGGCACGAAGUAUCAUAUAGACGCCCCGGACUCGAAUGUCUUCAUCGACCUACUGUUGGAACUCCCGCCGGGAGUCAGCUGUUCAAACUGUGUCCUUCAGUGGAAAUGGCGCGCAGCUCAGAAUCGUGGUCCUGAUGGUAAGGGAGGCGAGUGUUUUGGAUGCGGACCUCAAGAACACUUCAUCAAUUGUGCUGAUGUAGCUAUCAGCCCCUAUUCAACGUCGCCCCUCCCCAUUACCCGAUCCUCUGCCGGUGGGGCUGUGGUCAGAUUCAAGGCAAUCAAGCCGGAAGUGUCGAGCGCUGUAUCUUAUGAAAUCAAAACCUCCAGCAAGAACUCGGCAGCGCUAUAUAGCGCCCACUCACGGCCGGUAGAGCCUGCCCCAGCACCAGCGCCAACUCAAAAUAUGUUCACGCAAAUUUCUCGCGAGAUCUUCCCUUCAGGAUUUGGAGCGUAUGGCACAGGUAUACAGAAUAUGUUCAGAAAUAUGUUCGAUGGUGAUAUGGGUUAUAUGAACAUGGCGAUGAAAUCCGUCCGACCUCAACCCGCACCGCCUACCACACCUAAACCACGGCCCCAGAGACACUAUUCACAGAGGUCAUCACAGUCUGCCACUGUCAAGUUGCCUACAGACCCCCGGGCGCUCACCGCUACCAUAUUGUCUUACGCUAACGGCAUUCCAGAUGGCAACGACAACGCGAACUUUGAGGUCUGCCAAGAUGGUUACACCAAACCCACGUGUUCCUCGCUUCCGUCCUGGAACAAAUUGCCGGCGAUCGGGAAAUGGUGUCAGUCUAUGUGUCCGUCAGGUCUCUGUCCUUCUGCCGUCUGUGGGUGCACGUGCCCCGUGAAUGUCCUUCAACAGCUGAAUCCUAACUAUAGGGGGAUGACCAGUCAGUGUAGAGGCAUCCCCGGCUGGACGGACGCGGCCAUGGAUGCUUGGUGCGCAGCUAACUGUAAUUCAGAGUUCUGCGCAUCCGAAAUGUGCACGUGUGAAUGAGAUGGGACUAAUAUCCGGGCAAAUCAUAGACAAUCCCAAUGUGUGCUUACCACUAGGAAGCAAGGCGCUGAAUGCAACGAGAACUUGUUAAACAGGAACUUCCGGUUGUCGUAAAAUAGUCGGAGUGUCGUGAAUUGAUACAAUGAUUCAUGUAUAAAUAUGUUACAUAUUCCAUCUGUGAUAGUGACAGUGUGUAUUGGCUUGAACAAUGGAUCAUAGGAACGAUGAUAGUUUAGCGGAAGUCACGACAAGAAUGUGUUGAUGUACUGAGAAUGAGGCAAUGAAUGACGGAAACUUACGGUCUUAAUGACGUCAAACCGAAAUCCCACAGGAAGUAGAUAUUUAUAAUUGUAGUAUUUGUCGACGUAUUUGUAUUAACAAAUUAAUGACGAGAAAAACACCCGAGCUUCAAAUUUUGUUCUGUUUUGUAUUCAAAGUACAAGGAACACAUAUUGGUAGGAUUUUGGCAAACCCCAGAAAGGGGGUAGGCAUUCAAAAUGUUCAACGUGGUAAAUGAGCAUGUUUGCGUGAGACACUUCGGCGAAUUUUUUUAUAUUAAUUAAUAUACGUAUUAAGUAAAAUAAUUAAAGUUAUAUUUGUCGUGGUAUGAUUGAAAAUAUCCUCUAUAUACGAAAUAUAUUAAAUGUCUAGAGACACACUUUUUAAACCCUUAUAUGGCACUAGGUCUCUGACCGGAAGUUGAGUUGCUCUAGGGAACUUUUUUUAACACACAUACAUAUAUAUAUAUAUAUAUAUAUAUAUAUGCCAUUAACUCGAUGUGUGUCGAUAAUGAUUUUGAGAUCUCGUUCUUAGACCGGAACUUAAAUUGCAUCAUCAUUUUGAUGACAAAAUAUAUUUAAACUUAUCAUUACCUGUACAUGCUCUUGGUAAAUAAAUAUUGAUGAUCAAAGUCAGUGAUAGGUUUAAUAAAUAAUCCUGUCUGUAAAUUAAUUUGAUAUUUUUGUAUUUUUUCAUUUUACUCCCUUUCACUUAUUUGUCUUAUUUUAAGAUUUUAUUGUAUUGCACCCAGCUUCGCCCAUGUUUGUAUACUACAGCUUUGUAUAAGAGACGAGGGCGUUUGAUGCAGUUAAUAUGGUGUUCCGUUAGGGCCAAAUUUCCAAUAUCGCUCCUUCGCUCCUUUGACCUAAACGCGAAGGAGCGAAAAUACGAUGGCGAAGGAGCGAAAAUACGAUG
Molecule: messenger RNA, 2775 nt
Organism: Pecten maximus
Lineage: Eukaryota; Metazoa; Mollusca; Bivalvia; Pectinida; Pectinidae
Exons: 3
Coding region: 160-1581 (473 amino acids)
Source: RefSeq, a predicted model, not a curated record